Messenger RNA from Eucalyptus grandis, 1209 nucleotides. RefSeq lists its product as uncharacterized. The transcript has 4 exons. The record is from RefSeq and is a predicted model, not a curated record. Bases 87 to 890 code for a protein of 267 amino acids. Lineage: Eukaryota; Viridiplantae; Streptophyta; Magnoliopsida; Myrtales; Myrtaceae.
GACAAAAUUUGUGCUGAGAACUCCCAAUCUCUCAUUCUCUCGCUAAGUUCCUCUCUCGUUCCCUCACCGUUUUUUCUGCUGCGAACAUGGCCGCCACGAGACUUGAGCAACCUCACCACCAUCAACAGCACAUUGUCGUCAUGCGCCAUGGCGACCGCCUCGACAACGUCGACCGGUCGUGGCCAGCCACCGCCCCCAAGCGGUGGGACCCCCCAUUGGCCGAGGUCGGUCGGGACAGGGCGCGAGAGACGGCCAAGCAACUCCCCUACCAGCUCGGGUUCCCGAUCCACCGGAUUGUGGUGUCUCCUUUCCGGAGGUGCAUUGACACCGCCCUUGGAUUGAUUGCCGGUCUCUCGGCCCCAGGCGAGGACCCCAAUGCAGUGACAAGCGACAACGGCAUCGACUCAUCCAAAGUCAAGGUAUCUAUAGAGUAUGGAUUGAGUGAGAUGUUCAACGAUGUGGCAAUCAAAUAUCCUCCUACUAAUCCCGUGGACCACGCGGAUUGGAAAUUCAAUAAUCCCGAGAUCGAAGCUUUGAUUCCAAUAGACACUUUGGAUCGUACAGUGAAAUCGGUGUUUAAUGAGCUGCCGCACUGGGGAGAGACUGAGGCAAAGGCAAGAGAUAGAUAUCUCCACACUAUUCGUUCUCUUGCCAAUAGCUACCCGUCAGAAAAUUUGCUGCUUAUCACUCAUGGGGAAGCAGUGAAGGUUGCGCUCUUGACACAUUUAGAGGAGGCUGCGAGAUUCGAGAUUAAAGUGAAUUACUGCGGAUAUAUACAGCUUAGAAGAUCAGUCGUUCAGAGCAGUGAGGCGUUAGAGGCUGGCGAGUUCGAGCUUCUCACAAGCGAUGGCCAAUCCGGCGUCAACUGCUUGCCGAGGACGGAUAUGUGAUUGAUACCCUCAUGUUCGCAUGACUUGUCGUAGGACACAGGUGAUCUAAAAGAACUUGGUCUUAUGAGUUUUGUGUCUUUGUCAACGUUUCCUUCUGCUAGGGGGACUGCUUGUAUGGACGGGCUGUCAAUGAAUGUGAUUAUGGUCUUUUCUCUUAGUUUCUUUACUUGAAAAAGAGAACCCAUUAGGAAUCAAGCUGGAAAUUCCAAUAUAUUGAAUAUUAUGGAAUGAGAGAUUUAAAUGGAAUUUCUCUACUACUGAAUGGAAUGACAUAAAAUAUCGUGUCAACAUUUUUAGGUUUUUUUUUUUAAGUGGGUGA